Molecule: messenger RNA, 3550 nt
Organism: Drosophila melanogaster (fruit fly)
Lineage: Eukaryota; Metazoa; Arthropoda; Insecta; Diptera; Drosophilidae
Exons: 9
Coding region: 867-3389 (840 amino acids)
Source: RefSeq, marked reviewed
AGGCUUUUAGUUGAUAUUCGGUUCUUGAUGGGGCGGAAGUGUGCGCGCUGAGCUCCGUUUUUUUUUCAGGAAAUAUAAGAAGCGCGAACUCCGCGCCGUGUUAAACACAAGUUUUUUGGCGGAAUGCCUAUUUAAUCUCGUUGAUCUUUUUUGCUGUUUCUUGCUUGCGGUUCUUUUAGGAAUUAAUUGGAUUGAAAGUGUGUGCGUUCUGUUCUCUGUACUUUUCGGUGUAAAAGUAUUGCAAGCCUUUAACGACGCGUACGUGCUUGACAUAUAUAUUUUGGUGAAAUUCUUUAAUCAUUAUUUAAAUGCCCAAAACACAAAAUUACAAUUACCAUUUUAAAUGUCUUUGAGAAGCCCACAAAAAGAUAAAUCUCUAUUCUCGGAGGAGAGACAGCACCGAAAUGAUUGAUUAAAGGCUUGGUUCGACAGUUAGGUAGCCAUUUAAGACCUCAAUGUGGCCCUAACUCAAUCUUGCCUAAUAUUUUACGCUCAUUUAGAGCAUUACUGGAACAGACAGCGAUGUACCCUCUUCUUUACAAUAGACUUAACUCUUGAACGGGACCAAAUGAAUUGCAACUGUGGAUCAAAGGAUCACAAUGAAGCGGAUGGAAAAAAUAAAACCAACGCCCGCUUGACAUUUGGCUGCUAAACAAACAAAUACUGCAAAAAAUGAGAGAUGCAAGGAAAAGAAAAGGAGAAAAACGGACAAUCUGAACACAAUUAAUUAAAAUUCUACUUGUCUAAGUUCAAACAUCCUCUAUAAACAACAUUUCUUGUGGAGAGAGCAAAGUCGUUGACGGUAUGAAACGUUAGGCGACCAAGCCUACGGCGUGGUUACCACGACGAAAACGAGAACCCUAACCAUGAAAUUGCAACAACUUUUGGCAGCAGUUUGCUGUCUAGCUGCUGCCCUUAUCCUGAAAACUAAGGCACAAGAAAAUGCUAUGUUGCAAAUUCCGCCCUCAUUGGUGGAGUGUUAUAAUACGUCAUACUUUAUGAAUCGGGAUAAUCGUCUACCAGCCAACAUGGACACGCUCAUUUCUCUUAUCGAAAAAGUAGAAAACAGCUACGCAGCUAGUUCAGGAGUACAAGCCGAUAUUCGAACCGUGUCGGUAGCCUUGCUGCAUCGUUUCCGUCAAGAUGGCAUUAAGAAGGCUGCGGGAAUAAAUGUGGCUGACGGGGUAAUACCGUACAGUCCAACAGGCUUUCAGUUUCCAAAGUUAAAAAUUUUGCUCUCACGUCUUAUUCCGGGAAACGCCAAUACCUUUCCUAACAGUUCAUUGACGAGAGUGGAGCGGUGCUCCCUCCAUUUUAUGCUAUCAAGCACCUUUGACACAAGAACGCGCGGCGAUGAAAACAAUGUGUGCAAUCAACUCUCUCAGUAUCGAGCCCAGCGACUGCCGAGAUCAUUAAAAAAGGAGCAUGAAAAUAAUUUUAUAAGCGCUUCUGAAUGGCUGGAGGCACGCUCGAAACGAGGACGAUCUUCCGACUCCGUAUCAAAAUACGAACAAUUGGGAGAAUUGGACUACGAAUCCGACUGGGCUUAUGCCGGCCCUGAGACUAGCCAAUGCCCUGUCGAGGAUGGCCUAGUACGAACACGUUGGGGAACGAUAUCUGGAGGGACUCUGAUCGCCGGCAUUGCAGCUGGUGUCCAGCAGCAGACUGUGCAACUUAAUACGCUAUUGACCCUGGCUUCCCAGCGACGCGCUCGUGGUCGUAGUCAGUCCCAGACAAGCAAUACAAUUGACAACAGGUGGGCGGCAACUUUGGCUGGGGAGUUGGCGGAAGUCACGUUGGUCCAACUACCAGUGUCGAAUGGCAAUCCCGCUUCCGUUGGGGCUACCGGUGGAUGGAAUGACACAGUUCUACCCCAUUGGUACUUCCUAUCGCAGCGCAACAACCUUGAGGCAACCGAUGCGGAGAUUCGCGGUGGCCUUGAUGGUUUAAUUUUGGCUAAAAAUGUAGCCAGUUGGAGGACUCAAGCACCGAGCCUUAAACUUUCUCAACUGCUGCGCAUGUAUUACUCAACAAAUGGUGUCCUUAGUUCAGGGAUCAAUGCCUGCAGUAGGCAAAAUCAAUUCACAAAUGUGGCUCCGUCUCAGGAAAUGGAGGAUCAGACAAAUGCGUUUGCUCUAAUAUUAGAUCGUGAGAUGCAGCUGCGUGUCACCCUCCAGCCUUCCCUUAUUUCCCAAUUUGCUGGUAACGCCACCGCAUCUCUGGUGACGUAUGUGCCACAAUCGUUAAACGAUGUAUCUUGUAUGGCUACUAGUAAUCUUGACUUGACUGAUGCCAUAACUCCAAUGACUAACCUGUAUCUUUUUUUGGAUACUUCUUGGCAAUACAGCACCAUUGUUGACUAUAUAGCUUAUGUUAUACAGCAGCUUAAUAUUCACCCGUAUGCCAGCACAAUCACAAUGCUUUCAGCACAAGAUGGUUCGAUUAUCGUAAACACCACAAACUAUAUUACCGAUGUCUAUCAACAAUGGAAUGCAACUACACAGGCAACUUAUACUCAGGGAUUCAACCUUCCUAAUGUGCUGCGUACAAUUCAAAACCUAACCCAGUACUUAAUGAAUGAAGAAAAGACUAAUUCGAGCUUAAGUGGUCACUCACUAGUAGCUCUAAUCAUUCCGAAUCAGCAAACCAUUAAUGAUGGAGACUCCAGUUAUGCCACUACUGAAAUUCAGUACAUUCAGGAACAAAUUCCAGACCUGCGUUUUAUAUACUAUGGUGGUGGAAGCAUUCAGCGGUUUUCAAGCUUUGUCCGAGAUCCCACUCAAGACCUUUUCUCCCUAACGUUGGGAAGUACACCGGCGACUUCAGCGGGACCCGUAGCAAAGCGCAUUGUCCAAAUUCCCCGUCGCGUUAUUAAUCCACGUUGUGGAUCAACUUGGUACACAAAUAGCUGGGGUACUGAUCAAACAGCCCAAUAUGUAGGGCCUGGAAAGGUGAACUUUUAUCGAGUUUCUUCUAACUAUUUCUUUGGAGCUGGUGCGAAUCGCUAUUUGACCAUUCAAUCACAGAAUGGAGGAACUUAUACCAUAUGUACUUCACGCACAUAUGCAUGGCCGCAACAGAACUCAACUACUCUUUCUACGACAAACUCGAUAGAUCAGAGUUGCACACAAAUAAGUGGAAAUAGUUUUAGCUACGAUCUUUCAAAUGCCUGCGAGGGCUACUAUACUAUCACCCAGUGUCCAGACUUGUAUUUGUCAGUCCAAGCUACAUCAAACACCACGUCCUGUAUACAGGAUGCUUGCCAGACCCCUGAUCAAUGGCGUUAUAUAAUGUCAAUGGUCAACAUGGGAUGCUACAGCGGUGUCUCGGGUAUAGCAGCCAGUUUGUUAAUAAUUGUAUUCGCAAUAUUAGCUCUCAGGCUAAUUUAAUGAUUGGCAACUAGUGCGUGGUAAUAUUAGGAUACUGCCGCAGAUUUUAAUCUUAAGUUUCCUUACAAAAAUAACUAUUUUUUUGUUUUACAUUUAUGUUUUAUUUUUUCGUAAUUAAUGAUAUGCUUUAAUAAACAACCCUACUUCAAUUUCCUAAAUAU